Molecule: messenger RNA, 2021 nt
Organism: Amborella trichopoda
Lineage: Eukaryota; Viridiplantae; Streptophyta; Magnoliopsida; Amborellales; Amborellaceae
Source: RefSeq, a predicted model, not a curated record
CAACACAAUUCCAAACAAAACAAUCCUCAGAUUCUUUCCACCUCUCUGCAAUUAUGUCUCAUCCUUCCUAAGAAUUUCAUAUUUAAAUUUUCUCUCUCUAACUUUCUCUCUCUAACCCCUCCUUGCUCACUCCCCAACUGACAGAUAUGCCUUGUCAACCCUAUUUAAUAUCAGCCAACCUCAAGUUUUCUUAAACUCAAUCCCAUUCUCCUCUACCAUUUCCUCCCCCAAGCUCUCUCUCUAGAUCUAAUGGAGAAACCAGCACCCCAUGUGAGAAGGCUCAAAGAGCUUUUGGAAGAGAAGCAAGAGCCAUUUCUUCUUGAUGUUUACCUUCUGGAAAAUGGGCACUCAAAGAAAAGCUUGGAAUUCAAGGGAGACAGCAGUUGCUGGACUGCUGAUGAUUGCAAGAAUUUACAGAGCUUUAGCAGGUGCAACACUGUUAAGAUGAGGAGGAGAGAGAAACCCAAUUACUCAAAGCUGCUGAAAUCUGUGAUUUUGAAGCUUGUUUCUUCCGCAAAGUCUGCGCAAAGGGCCUCUUCUGAUGUUGGUAAGCGAGACAAUGGACGGAGUUCGGAUGUUUCAGGCUGUGUUGUAGACAGAGAAAUUGGUGAAUCGGUGGUCUUGGAUCGAAUUUCCUCUACGAGUUCGAGCACGGUCUUCGACUCGUGCAUUGACAGCGACAAUGAUGACUCGCUUUCGACCUGUAAUGGAGGUGAUUCUCUCUCUGCUAUGGUACCAUUCGGGGCCCUUAAGCUGACCAAUCUCAGGAAAACAGAGGCUGUUGCAGAUAGAAACCACGAAUGCGGCUUCUUCGAAGACAGUAAGCAGCUCAGUCCUGUGUCUGUCCUAGAUUUGCCUUGUGAUGAAGGUUCCCCUGUCCAUUACCACAUGAUUACAGAUCAAUUCUGCAACAGAACAACCAAUGAGGAAUACCCAUCAUCUACAAGUUUCAAGCUAACCCAAAAAAUCACAGAGGAAUCCAUAUUCUCUGGUUCUUUCUGGGAUGUCCUUGUGCAAACCCUUAAAGAAGAACAUGGCUUUCAAGAUUCAGAAAUGCAAGAGCUUCUUGGGUCUGAUUCUUCUUCUCAAUAUCUAAAAUCCAAGAAAGUGUUACAACAAACCAGACAACUUCUCUUCGAUAAUGUUAGAGAAGUCGUUGAAAGUUAUGAAUUCAAUACCAGGGGAAGCUUGAAACGUUUUCAGCCAUGGAGGGCCAAGGAAUUUUGGGGAGCAGAGCAGCUUGCUAAAACAAUAUGUGAGCAAAUUUGUUCAUGGGUGUCGACAGGUGAUGACAUAACCAACACAACCCAAUUGUUGGAUUCUUCUCCACUAAAGAAGGCCAUGAAUGGAGAGAUUUUGAACCAGAGGUUAGAGAGAUUGGGACUGAAAUUGAAGGUGCCAUUUUUGCAGAGAUACAGAGAGAGAUUGUCCAAGAAAUGGUGGAAGAAUCACUGUGCAAAAGAUACCCAUUUCUCUAAAGCUUCUGAAAAUGUCCCAGACUUUAGAAGAGUUUUUCAAAACUGAAUUUGCAGAGAUGGGAUUUUUUACUGUUUUAAGUUCUCUUUUCCCUGAUCUGCAUAGAAGUCUAAAAGAUUCAAUUGAGCACAACCCAAAUGGAGAAAACAUUCCCUACUGUGCAGAAAGGAGGGCAGGUCCCAAUCAUGAUCUUCCUCUCUCUCUAAAGGGGCAUGUACCAUAUGGCUCUCUCUCUCUUGACCUGCUCAAUUCCCCUAUCUCCCUAGGUCUUUAACUAGUCAUCUCCCUCUUUCUUUCUCUCAUUUUUUUUGUUUUUCUUUGGGGAGCGACAAUGAUUGGCUCAUGGAGAGAAGUUUGUAGAUAGUAGGCACCCCGAUUAAACUGGCUCUGUUAUUUACCUAACUAGGUACUUUCCAUGUAAAAAUUUGCUUCUCUUUCCGUUCUUUUUAUUUUUCUAGCAAGUAAAGGAGCAUUAAAUUGAUGUGGACGUGAUGGCAACCUAUGUUUGAAGAAAAAGAUAAAUUAAAUAUUGAUGCUGGGUGUAA